Messenger RNA from Cajanus cajan (pigeon pea), 2015 nucleotides. Its product is annotated as BTB/POZ domain-containing protein. Lineage: Eukaryota; Viridiplantae; Streptophyta; Magnoliopsida; Fabales; Fabaceae. The record is from RefSeq and is a predicted model, not a curated record.
CAUCCACCAAUAUUAUUGUGAAUAGAAGAAAAGAUAGGGAAAUUAGGAAGGGUUAAAUGAGAGGAGGUUGGUGAAGUAGAAAGGGAGUAGGGACAUGGCACUUAUAAUGUAAUGUGAAGGAGUCGUGAGUUGUUUUUGUUAAUUAAGAAUUGUUGGAGACCACUCACACACACUCUCACGAACCUUCAAUAAUGGGAGGAGAGAGCGCUCAGAAAUCCACCCGAGAGGUGUCAGCGAUGAUAAAACAAGGUUUCAUACCCGACACGACCCUCUCUUUCUCACCUUCUAGAACCUUCUCUCCGCCACCUUCCACCACUCGCCCGACUCACACUCACACGCAAACCCUCUUCGACAUGAUGUCCGAGGACAACAAAUUCUCCGACCACAAGCGCCGCCAAAUGCACGAUCGCCUCGCCGGGCUGCUCGCCGAGCCCGCCCUGCGCGGCGGCGACGUCAGGGUCGCGGUGGUCGGAAGGGACGGCCUGAGGGUCUCCAUGGAGGCGCGCAAGACCGUCCUCGCCGACAAGAGCCGCUUCUUCGCCGAGAAGUUUCGCUGCGACGGCGCCUUCUCCCACUCCGUCGAGAUCAGCGACUGCGACGACGUCCAAGUCUACGUUGAGGCUGUCGUUUUGAUGCACUGCCAUGAUCUCAAGCUGCGCUUGCGCCAAAUGUGCCAAGGGGUUCCUAAAAUUUUGAGCUUGCUCAAGGUGUCAGCGGCUAUCAUGUUUGACUUGGGGGUUUUAUCGUGCCUUGAAUAUUUGGAAACUAUUCCAUGGACUGAGGAUGAACAGGAGGAAGUCAUGUCUCAGCUAGAACAUUUGCAGCUUCAUGACCCUGCAUCCGAAGUUCUUCUUAGAGUAUCAUCUGAUCCAUCUACUGCUGAUAGUGCUGAUGACAUCUUCUUGAACCUGCUAAGUGGUGUUCUACAAGCGAAAGACGACAAGGCUCGCAGGGAAAUGAAGGCUCUGCUGUCUAGGUUGUUUAAAGAGAAUGCAUCUAAUGAUAGCAGCAUACUUGAUGUGUCUAAAGACACACUCUAUCAUCUUUGCCACAAGUGCAUCAGUUCUCUUCUCCUAUGCCUGUCCGAAGCGACCCUGGACGGCGAUGAGAGGCCAGAUCGGGCGGUUAUAAUGGCCGACAUAACUCGCGAAGCUGACAACAUUCAGUGGAUUGUUGACAUUUUGAUUGGCAAAAAGAUGGGUGAUGAAUUUGUGAAAAUAUGGGCAGACCAGAAAGAGCUUGCUGCACUUCAUUCCAAGGUUCCAACGGUUUACCGGCACGAGAUCAGUAGAAUCACAGCGCAACUAUGCAUUGGGAUUGGAAGGGGACACAUACUGGUACCAAAAGAAAUUCGAUUUUCCUUGUUGUCGACAUGGCUAGAAGCUCUAUAUGAUGAUUUUGGAUGGAUGAGGAGAGCUUCAAGAGCUGUUGAUAAAAAAUUGGUUGAGGAUGGACUAAGCCAAACUAUUUUGACACUUCCUUUACUCCAACAGCAAACUGUGUUGCUCAAUUGGUUUGAUAGAUUUCUUAAUAAAGGAGAUGACUGUCCGAAUAUUCAGAAGGCUUUUGAGAUUUGGUGGAGAAGGGCCUUCAUCAGACAAUAUUCAGCUGAGCCUGAUAAUUCCCAGUUGCAAAUAGCUCUCUCUGAUUACCGAAGCUGAAAAGUAUGCAAUGGACCUUAAAAGAAAAGAGAUUAAUUCACAAUUGUAAAUAAGAAGUGCCAUUUUGCAUUUUUUUUUUCCCACUUUUGCUUUUGCUUGUUAUAAGCAAUUUGUAUUUUCAUUUUUGCCCAUUUCCUUAUUUAUACCCGAAAAUAGGUGAAAGCCGUGUAACCUGGACUCAGGGAAAGCUUUUAUUGAAGAUAAACAUUGAAGGGUAGGAGAAUUGGGGGGAAAUUUGUGAAAUAUGUAGAAGCAUUUGUUGUUCUUGCUAAAGGGAUGGAUUGAAAUGGUGUAAACUUUGCCCUUGUAUCGGAGGAAUAAAUAAAAUGAAUUUUGAGAAUUCAACACAACAAA